GGCUCGAGGAGUCACAUGACCGUCACUGUCCACACAGUGCUGGACGCAAACGCUGUGGAGUCUACGAAGUUCAUUUUAGAGAAAAUAAUUUAAUAAACCUCGAACUUCAAAGAAAUAUCAUGGCGGCCACAACGUUUGUGAUAGCUAUGUCAGUUAUGACUUUGUUUUGGGGUCUUAUUGGUGGAGUUAUUCCCUGGUUUAUUCCUAAAGGACCGAAUCGAGGAGUUAUUGUGACGAUGCUGGUGCUAACUGCAGUCUGUUGCUACCUAUUCUGGCUGAUUGCUAUUCUAUCACAAUUGAAUCCGUUGUUUGGACCAGUACUGAGCAACGAUACCAUCUGGUACCUCUUUUAUCACUGGCAGUAGGGUCCAAUGGUUUCUUUAUAAAGCAGAUGUAGGAAACUUGUACAUUGCCAAAACCAUUGGGAAACUAUUUAACUGAAGCUUUACAUGCUGAAUGACUACCAUGAGAGUUUGUGUGUGUGUGUGUUUUAUUAAUUUGAACCUUAAGUUCAAGGAAAUAUGUUAUUAAAUUAAGUUUUUGUCUUAAUGUGUGUAUAUGUACAGCACCUGUGUGUACAGUGUAUGUGUGUAGUUUGAGUUGAAUGAUCUAAUUAUUGUUGGGCAAAUUAACCUAUUUCAUUCAAAUAAGUAUGAUUUUGAAUGUCAAAUAAAACUAAGAAUGAGA
Carassius carassius (crucian carp) is the source of this 687-nucleotide messenger RNA. RefSeq names its product V-type proton ATPase subunit e 1-like. Gene Ontology annotation, molecular function: proton-transporting ATPase activity, rotational mechanism. The record is from RefSeq and is a predicted model, not a curated record. Lineage: Eukaryota; Metazoa; Chordata; Actinopteri; Cypriniformes; Cyprinidae. Gene Ontology annotation, biological process: proton transmembrane transport. Gene Ontology annotation, cellular component: proton-transporting V-type ATPase, V0 domain. The coding region runs from base 120 to 365 and encodes 81 amino acids. The transcript has 4 exons.